AUGCCAGCCUGCAAACAUGCGAAAACCCCACAUCCCGCCUAUGAAAACUGGCGAAUGAGAUGGAACAUGAAAACGUGCAAGAUGUCUCCAAUCCUCCUUCUCUUCCUCGUGGCUUUGGCUCGUGCGCAGUACUUGGUAGACGAAACAGAGGGAUGUGUCACUAUCAAUGUGACUCUUCCUGGACCAUACACGGUUCUUCGUAUUGACCAAACUGACUAUAUCUUCGAUGGUGAGAGCUACUGCACCAAGGAAUGGAAUGAAAAUGAUGCCGUUGAGUGCACACUCGCUGAAAGUAAGUAG
This is a messenger RNA of Rodentolepis nana, 300 nucleotides long. The record is from the annotation of a GenBank genome assembly. Lineage: Eukaryota; Metazoa; Platyhelminthes; Cestoda; Cyclophyllidea; Hymenolepididae.